AUGCCAGGACCUAUCGGAGUCGAUAUGGCUGAUGACAGUAGCUCAAAAACGGUCAACAUGCGCGAUCUGGAAUCUAAGGGGAUGACCUCCGUCUAUCUCGACGGGAAAUUUUUCUGGCAGCUGCCAAAAGCUCUCCUCUUGCAGCGUGUGCCUGCUGUAAUCCUAAAGGGCCACUCUGACGAUGACGCGACAUCAGCCGACAUUCCAUCAGUUUGGGAGAUCACUGGCUGUACCCGCGAUGCUUUUCGUGUUUUUAACGAUUGGCUGUACAGUCCAACUGGUAGCUUGAAGGCUCCUUCACCGAACGUGCCAAUAAAAACAUACUUUGAUGCAAUCAAGUUUGCCUCCGACCACGACAUCCCGAUGUUCCUGCAGUGCCUUAUCAACAUCGUGAUGGCAGCACUCAAGGAUCCGCAGAACGAGAACCUAGGCCAAGAUCUCCAAAAUGUCAUGGGAUCAGAAUCAUCUGGAGGUGCCAUCAUCAGUGGAAAUCUUGCUGUUAUGCUCCAGCACGGCAUGCUAGAUCCUGCCACAUUCAAAAUGAUUGUCAAAGCACCCGAGAUGGCUCGAGAUGUACUAGUCUGGUUGGAGUUGUUCCGGCAGUGCGAUGUUGGGAAGCUUGACCAGGCGAACAAGCUCAAGUGGGCCGGCGACAAUCUCUCCAUGUGGGUUGAGAUUCAACAGUGA
Talaromyces rugulosus is the source of this 687-nucleotide messenger RNA. RefSeq lists its product as uncharacterized. The record is from RefSeq and is a predicted model, not a curated record. Bases 1 to 687 code for a protein of 228 amino acids. The transcript has 2 exons. NCBI's taxonomy places the organism in Eukaryota, Fungi, Ascomycota, Eurotiomycetes, Eurotiales, Trichocomaceae.